Molecule: messenger RNA, 779 nt
Organism: Perkinsus marinus ATCC 50983
Lineage: Eukaryota; Perkinsozoa; Perkinsida; Perkinsidae
Product: Protein bem46, putative
Exons: 9
Coding region: 21-779 (252 amino acids)
Cellular component (GO): membrane
Molecular function (GO): palmitoyl-(protein) hydrolase activity
Source: RefSeq, a predicted model, not a curated record
AGUUUGACUCAGUUUCUAAUAUGAAUGCUUUCGUCAUAAUAGGUGGAGUCCUUGGUGUACUGCUACUUUCGAUGAGCUGGACUAAGGUGCUCCUUAUAUGCCUCGGUGUUGUUGCUACCUUGCUGGCAAUACUGGUAGCAUCUCAAGAGAAGAUGCUAUAUAUGCCCGAGGUCCAGGGGUUCACCACUGUCGGUUCCAAUCCGCCAGGUAUGCGCUCUCCUGUCGAACUCGACAUGAAAUUCGAAAAUAUCAAAGUGGCAACUGCUGAUGGUCAGAGUAUUCAUGCAUGGUUCAUUCAUGCCAUUGGAGUUGCUGAUUCGUCAAUGGCACCAACAAUCGUAUUCUGCCAUGCUAACGCUGGGAAUAUGGGUUUAAGAAUGCCCAACUACAGGCAGCUAGCUUCGUUUGUGAAAGCCAAUGUUCUCGCAUUCGACUACAGAGGCUUUGGCGAGAGUACGGGCAAGCCAAGUGAAGAGGGUAUCAUGCUCGAUCUGGACGCGCUGUUCCAGUGGAUACAGAAUAACCAACAGCUGGUCGAUCCUGAAAAUAUAUUUUUGUUUGGUCGAUCGCUCGGUGGCGCAGUCGCAGCAGAGUAUGCUGCUAAGUUAGUGGCUGAGGGUCAUCCACCCAGGGGUGUUAUAUUGGAGAAUACAUUCCUCUCUAUAUCGCUCAUGGUGAACUCGUUGUUCCCUUUCUUGCGAUUUGACUGGGUCAAGAAGCCUUUCUUGAGGCUUAGAUGGGAGACUUACAAGCACGUUGAGAAACUUGGAAAGAAGUAG